Messenger RNA from Triplophysa dalaica, 1220 nucleotides. It is a transcript of the gene psme3ip1, whose product is annotated as proteasome activator subunit 3 interacting protein 1. NCBI's taxonomy places the organism in Eukaryota, Metazoa, Chordata, Actinopteri, Cypriniformes, Nemacheilidae. Gene Ontology annotation, cellular component: nucleus. The transcript has 9 exons. The record is from RefSeq and is a predicted model, not a curated record. Bases 135 to 839 code for a protein of 234 amino acids.
ACAUACCGCUAGCAGGUGUUGUACACGGACGUCUUUUACAGAGACACGAGACCGGACUAGAAUAUACUGCAGAUGACUUCAUGAACAGCCUACAGUUUUUAUUCUCAUCAAAUUGACACCAAUCAGGUUCUGCCAUGGCAGAUGGUGUGGAUCUUGGCAAAAAGUUUGUUUCAGAAUCUGAACUAGAAGAGACCAGAAAGAAGAGGCAGGAAGAAUGGGAGAAGGUCCGCAAACCAGAUGACCCAGAGGAGGUCCCAGAAGAAGCAUACGACCCCCGAUCUCUGUUUGAGAGGCUACAAGAGCAGAAAGACAAGAAACAGGAAGAAUAUGAAGAGCAGUUCAAAUUUAAAAACAUGGUUAAAGGUCUGGAAGAAGAUGAGACCAGCUUUCUCGAUGAGGUGUCCCGGCAGCAGUGUCUCAUAGAGAAGCGCAGGCGGGAAGAGGACGCUCAGGAGAUAAAGGAAUACAGGAGUGCUCUGCAGAAGCUGGCGAGUGGUGAGGGCCAAAAGAAGGAACCAGAGAAAAAAGCAGGACCCAAGCCAUCAGAACACAGGACCAGUCACCUAUCUCAGGCCCACCUGCUGGCUGGAGCAGUCAAACGGCGCAGUUCAUCGCAGUCCUCAGAGGGGAGUAAAAGGCUGAAAGCAGAGGAGACGGUAGCAGGCAAUGGCAGUCAGACAGAGCAGGAGGCGGUUGAUCCCAAAUCCCCCGGCACAGACGAAACCCGCUCAGGAGUUCUCCACCUGCCCUCUGCCGCUGUAUGCGUGGGCAUCCUCCCGGGUCUCGGUGCUUACUCGGGCAGCAGCGACUCUGACUCCAGCAGCGAUAGCGAAGUUUAAACAUCUGGCAGUUAACCCGGUGACGCACCUACCCAUCUACUCACCCACCCCUGCGGCUUCUUCACAGCUAAUGGCCAAGGGGACACUGAAUGACAGCUGGGGAUCAAGAAAUCUGCUUACACAAAACAUUUAGAGCAUAUCUCUGAUAUCAUCACAAGACAAAUCCGACGUUGUAUGGGCAGUGCUUGUUUGAAGAUGUUCCAAUAUGUUGAUUGAGUUUUAAGUUUCAUUGAGUUAUUUUUUUUAAAAACAAUCUGCUGCAAUGCAAAGAAAUGCUGGAAUUUUCAUGAGUCGUGUCGUGUAAAAAUGAAACCAGGUGUGAUUGUUCACUGGAACAUAACCAGUGAGGAGAGAUUGGAAAAUAAAGAUCUUUCUCGUGUG